UCAUGUCGCGAAUCCGUAUCUGCGGAAACGACUUCUCAGACCCCAGUCAGAUUUCAGAAAUCUCUCGGGGCAACGUUGGUUCCUGCUGACAUCUUGUGGGGUCGCCGCGGGCUGCUGUUGAGAAACGGCCCCAUGCCCUAGGCGCGGCGUGGUUGUCAUUUCGAUUAAAGACGCCACUAAAAAGGAGAUGGAUUUGCGAUUGCAACUCAGCUCCGCCACCUUAUGUGGGCCUGAGGUUUACUGCCGGUCAUUUGAUCGAGUGUCUUGAGAGGAGGAAGACAGCGAGCUCUUAUUUCAUAAUGUCUUGUCGCGGGUAUGGUAAGGCCAUCGUAGCAUCGCGUGUACUUUCCGUCAUACACACCGUUCCUCCCGCGAUGGGAAAAGGCUGUGCUGAGGCUCUGACGCUCAGAUCGAUCCCUGCCACGGGGUACGGGUCGGGCUCUAGGCUCGUCAAUCCUUCGCUUACUUCCUUUCAGCUGCUAACGCGAAGUAUGAACAAGCUUCUGACAUGCCACCGAAAUACAUCACAUAUCGCCAGCCACCAUAGGGCAGAGGGUCUACCGUGCCGCAUUAGAUCACGCGCAGUCUUCGAUUGGUGGGUGUUGUGCGCGAUGUCUUCCUGUGGUGCCACCGAUCAGGUAAAGCCUCGUUCAGGCUUUCCUUGUGCGUGCUUGGAGACAUGGAGAUACAUGCUUGUCGGAGUCCGUGUGCUGUUCAUGUCUGAAGUAGCUGCUCUGCCCCGUUCUUUGCCAUAUCCACUGUCUUCCUUCUAGUGUUGACUGCGUUUACCCUCGCUUGAUCUCCGCUUUGCUUCUGCGCCGUUGGAUUUACAAUAAUACACUUCCCUCAGACAGAUAUAUCCAAAGUCUUUAUUAAUAUUGGACGUAUACUCAGCAUGUCUAACUCAUCAUUCUACGACUUUCACUGCCCGACCGGAGGCAAGUG
Messenger RNA from Alternaria rosae, 945 nucleotides. RefSeq lists its product as uncharacterized. Bases 300 to 773 code for a protein of 157 amino acids. Lineage: Eukaryota; Fungi; Ascomycota; Dothideomycetes; Pleosporales; Pleosporaceae. The record is from RefSeq and is a predicted model, not a curated record. The transcript has a single exon.